AGUCAGCCAUAUUGAAUUUUGGAAUUGACUUCCAAAAACAUCAAUAUUUAUUCGUAAAGCUGUGAGAAUACUCCUCCGAGAUGCCGCUACCGGCUAGAGGGGCAAGGCAAAAUGAGCCUGUAGAGCCAAUGCAAAUUGAUAUAGCACCUGAAGUAGACCAACAAGCUGUCGAAGAUAACUUCAUCAUAGAAGCCGCUACMAUUGAUCUUGAUGUKUAUGCUUCUAACUAUGUUGGUUUAACCAAGUUAAACCGGCUUUUAUUUGUGGCAAAGCAUUGCCCUGCUUUAGAAAUAGAUGCAUUAAGAAUAGCAUUAAACUAUGUCAAACAUACAUUUAAUGUCCAACUGUAUCAAGAAAUCGUUCAACGACUWAUAGAGGCUUGUAACCGACAUGGCGAUAUUGAACCACCAGCAGUCGAAACAACCUGGGUUGARACUACAAGUAAAAAGUCUGCAUUAAAGCUUGAAAAACUCGACACAGACUUGAAAAAUUGUAAGACUAACUCCAUCAAGGAAAGUGUUAGGCGUGGCCAUGACGACCUCGGUGAUCACUAUUUUGAAUGUGGAGAYUUAAAUAAUGCACUAAAAUGUUAUUCCCGAGCACGAGAUUACUGCACWACUACCAAACAUGUUGUGAACAUGUGCUGGAAUGUGAUUAAGGUCAGCAUUCAUAUGGGUAACUGGGCUCAUGUUUUAAACUACGUCAACAAAGCCGAAAACACAACAGAAAUAGCUGAGAAAGACAAAAGUGCUGUUCGUAACAUGUCAACGUUGACCAAACUCAAAUGUGCUGCAGGUCUGGCAGAGCUUGCAUCAAAGAAGUACAAGUCUGCUGCCCGCUACUUCCUGCAGGCUCAGUUUGAUAACACAGACUGCCCAGAGCUUCUUUCAGCCAGUAAUGUAGCAAUAUAUGGUGGUCUUUGUGCUCUAGCUUCUUUUGACCGACAAGAAUUGCAAAAAAAGGUUUUAUCAAGCAGUUCAUUCAAGUUGUUUCUGGAGCUUGAACCUCAACUACGCGAUGUUCUUUACAAGUUCCACGAGUCACAGUACGCAAUGUGUUUAAAACUACUGGAUGACAUGAAGGAUAAUUUCAUGCUGGAUAUAUACCUAGCUCCCCACGUCAAUACGCUGUACAGCCAGAUCCGUAAAAGAGCCUUAGURCAGUACUUCAGUCCUUACUUGUCAGCGGACAUGAGUAAAAUGGCACGCGCUUUCAAUACGUCAGUGUCACGUUUGGAGGAUGAGUUGUCUCAGCUGAUACUUGAUGAACAGAUCAAUGCAAGAAUUGAUUCACAUAAUAAGGUACUAUAUGCCCGUGAGGUCGAUCAYAGAAGUUCGACGUUUUCCAAGGCGUUAGAGAUGGGAAAAGAUUACCGCAAACGGACCAAAGCACUCGUCUUACGCGCCGCUAUUUUACGUAACCAGAUCGUAGUCAAGAGUCCUCCWAGRGACAGCACUAGUACUGAUGUGGGUGUGGCAUCAGGGACACGGUGACUGCCAGACUGGAGUAAAUCUGUAAUCUCAUUGGAGAAGACCGAGUAAAUGCGGAGAGAUUUAGCCUACAGGAGACCGUCAAUACCGUCUUAUAUUGUCGCAAAACUGAUUCAKUAAGCCCAGAACUUGUUCACACUACCUUUUCGUGGUGUUUUCAGACGUCGAAUGUCACUUGUGCCCAAUUUWCUGCRCAUGUAUUUUCAAAAUUUGCUUUGAAUUCGAAACACGUGAGAUUCGAGUCUCAUUCAGGCUGUAAUCACGAAAUACAUUGCUAAAGCUCUCUUACCGAGAGACGUUUUUAGCGCAGUUGAGUUAAAACGAUAUUUAGGUUAAAAAGAAAMUUUUCCUCACACAAACUUUACCAUUCUUGUCGAAACUGAUGCUCACUUACCAAGCAUUGCAGUUUUUUCGAUGUGUARAUGUAAAGCUAUGGAGGAAUAAACCUGGCGAAGUCUCUUGUUGUUUUUCUCCUGACUAUUUUUUAGCUAAACAAAUACUCAAUAUUUCAUGUGGUAGAAUCGUCUGGUUAAUUAUUAACUACUCAAAGUUGUAAGAUUCCAUGUUGAAAAAAAAACCCAUCUAACUUUC
This is a messenger RNA of Exaiptasia diaphana, 2081 nucleotides long. RefSeq names its product COP9 signalosome complex subunit 1. Lineage: Eukaryota; Metazoa; Cnidaria; Anthozoa; Actiniaria; Aiptasiidae. Gene Ontology annotation, cellular component: COP9 signalosome. The record is from RefSeq and is a predicted model, not a curated record. The transcript is spliced from 17 exons. Gene Ontology annotation, molecular function: protein binding. Bases 81 to 1493 code for a protein of 470 amino acids.